GAUCAAUUCUCAAUCUUAAGCUGCUCUGCAUGUUAAUUGUUGAAAUGUAUACGGGGGAACGUAGAAAACAUUUCUUGUACCAAAGCAAUUUGUCCAAUUUCUAUUCGUUUAACAGAAAGAUUUUUGAAAUUUAUCGUUGAAUGUUCUAAUUCUUGGACUGGCGAAAGUGAGGAGAAGCACCGACAGAUCCAAGUCUCUUCAAAGUCUUGUCAAUAACCUAAGAUAUCGUCUGGAUCGGAGUUAAUUGCCCGCGGGGCACGCAUCUCGGCACCUUUUUUCCACAUCUCUCUUGACUCACAGGACCCUCGCUUCUCCCUAUAAAAAGGAUGAACCUGAAUCAGCUUGCCUGAGAGAAAAAAAUAAAAUAAAAUUGCAAACACAAAACAGGGGAAAGAAAAGAAAAGAAAAGGAAAAAAAACAGAGCAACUGGAAAUGGCGGGUUUUGUGAGAGCAACCUUCUCAGCAUUAUCCCUGCUGAUAGCAAUAGCAUCAUUAUUGAUUAACUCUUCACAGGGUGCUGGAAUUGCCGUCUACUGGGGUCAAAACGGGGGUGAAGGAACAUUGACAGAAACCUGCGCCACCGGAAAUUAUCAGUUCGUGAACAUUGCCUUUCUGAAUGACUUUGGCAAUGGUCAAUCACCUGGACUGGACUUGGCCGGACACUGCAGCCAGGCAGCUGGAACUUGCACCUCUCUGAGCAAUGAGAUAAAGUCCUGCCAGAACCAGAGAAUCAAAGUUUUCCUUUCCCUCGGAGGUUUCAUCGGAAACUACGGCCUUACUUCGCCGGACGACGCCAGGCAAGUCGCCCAGUAUCUCUGGGACAACUUCUUAGGCGGCCAAUCGGGCUCCCGUCCACUCGGAGAUGCGGUUUUGGACGGCAUAGACUUUGACAUUGAAAAGGGUUCGGGUCAGUAUUGGGACGAUCUCGCCAGGGCGCUCAAAGGGUUGGGCGGAAACGUGUAUUUAUCGGCGGCGCCGCAAUGUCCGUUCCCGGAUGCUCAUUUAGACACGGCCAUCAAAACUGGACUUUUUGAUUACGUUUGGAUACAGUUUUACAACAAUGGACAGUGUCAGUAUGGGGCUAACGCCGACAACCUCAUUGCUAGUUGGAACCAAUGGACUUCAGUUCCGUGCAACCAGAUUUUCCUAGGGGUUCCAGCAUCGGCGGAGGCGUCCCCCGGUCAUAUCCCGCCGGAUGUGCUCACUUCUCAGGUUCUGCCGGCGAUUAAGUCGUCUCCAAAGUAUGCAGGGGUGAUGGUGUGGAACAAGUUCUUUGACAAUGGAUAUAGUUCGGCAAUCAAGAGCAGUGUCUAAAAUUAUUGUAAUUAAAUAGACUUUCUUCCAAUAAAUAAUGCACUUUCUGGGUGGAUAGUCAAAAGUCACAAACAACAUAAUAAAUUCUAUACGAACCAUAAAAUUAGCAGUAGAAUGAAAUUAUCAUCAAUCGAGGGUCGAGAGAGAGAGAUGGUAUAUUGGCACUUAUCUUGGUUCUCUUAUCUUUUGACCAAGUCAGUUCUUCUUUUGACGAAUUCUGAUCCAAUCAUAAUAUCAAGAAGCCACAUUUUAUGGCUCUUUUCUUUAACCUACUUCACGCAACUUUUAUUUUUUAGUAUUUGCAAUCCAUUUCAACGCUUUAACAUUAAGGAUCACGAUACACAAAGUCCGCUCCAGAUCAUAACUUGGCCAGUGUCCGGAAAGUUAACCGUCAUCAAAGGCCAGUGGCGGCUUCUGUUGAGACUUGGAACUUCAGUACUUUUCUACUACUCAUUCUGGAAUCGUGCUAUAGAAAUUGUGAAAUAAAGCUCUGCGCACCAUGAAAAACAUAUAAUCCCUUGUCUACACAUGAUGUUACUUUUGCCAGAACAUCCCACUUUAGUUGUUGAAGAACUUUGGACCAGUUCUCCGGAUUCA
Molecule: messenger RNA, 1911 nt
Organism: Oldenlandia corymbosa var. corymbosa
Lineage: Eukaryota; Viridiplantae; Streptophyta; Magnoliopsida; Gentianales; Rubiaceae
Source: the annotation of a GenBank genome assembly